Exophiala aquamarina CBS 119918 is the source of this 840-nucleotide messenger RNA. RefSeq lists its product as uncharacterized. The transcript is spliced from 2 exons. Lineage: Eukaryota; Fungi; Ascomycota; Eurotiomycetes; Chaetothyriales; Herpotrichiellaceae. The record is from RefSeq and is a predicted model, not a curated record. Bases 1 to 840 code for a protein of 279 amino acids. Gene Ontology annotation, cellular component: intracellular anatomical structure. Gene Ontology annotation, molecular function: oxidoreductase activity, acting on NAD(P)H, oxygen as acceptor.
AUGUCAUCCUCGCUAGACAACGUGCGGCCGAUGUUCGAGCUGCGAGGGCGAAACUACAUCGUGACGGGCGGCGCACAGGGCAUCGGGUUCGCAGUCACACGAGCAAUCUGCGAGAUGGGCGGCAACGUGGCGGUGCUGGAUCGACAAGGAAAGCCCGCGGAGCCUGAGUUCCACGAGCUGGCGACCAAGUUCGGCGUCAAGGCUGGCUACGUCCGCGUCGAUGUCACAGAGCACGAGAGCUUGACCGCCGGGUUCGAGCAAGCACUGGAGUUCCUGGGAGGAACUGUCCACGGCUGUGUGCCUGCGGCUGGCAUCGCGAUCGAUAAGCCCUUUAUCGAGCAGACUUGGGAUGAGUUUACGAACAUCCAGAACAUCAAUGUCCGCGGCACCUUCUUCAUCGCACAGCUGGUAACUAAGCAAAUCCUUAAGCAAGGCGGCAGCGAAGGCGGAAGCAUGGUGCUGAUCGCAUCGCAAUCCGCACACAUCGCACUGCCCGGGUACCGCAUGGCCGCAUACAACGCUUCCAAGGGCGGGGUACUGAUGCUGGCCAAAGCACUGGCCGUGGAGCUCGCGCCGCACAACAUCCGAGUGAACACGAUUUCACCGGGCUUCGUCGACUCGGAGAUGACGCGCAAGGUCAGAGAGUCGAAGAGCAAGCGCGAGGGCGAGCAGAUGUGGAUGUCCCCGCCACUGCAGCGGCUGAGUACCCAGAACGAUCUGACGGCCGCGGUUAUCUACCUGUUGAGCGAUGCCUCGAGACAUACCACUGCGGCGGAUAUUCAAAUUACGGGUGGACUGCACGCGGGGACCAUAGAUGGCUUGAUUAGCUAUGAUAAUUGA